Messenger RNA from Mugil cephalus (flathead mullet), 7962 nucleotides. RefSeq names its product PR domain containing 16 (gene prdm16). Gene Ontology annotation, cellular component: nucleus. The transcript has 17 exons. The record is from RefSeq and is a predicted model, not a curated record. NCBI's taxonomy places the organism in Eukaryota, Metazoa, Chordata, Actinopteri, Mugiliformes, Mugilidae. Gene Ontology annotation, molecular function: protein binding; DNA-binding transcription activator activity, RNA polymerase II-specific; RNA polymerase II cis-regulatory region sequence-specific DNA binding. Gene Ontology annotation, biological process: regulation of transcription by RNA polymerase II. Bases 309 to 4565 code for a protein of 1418 amino acids.
CACGGGUGAGAAGGGGGGACGAGGGUGAGGGGGGGAGGGAGGGAAGGUGAGAUGGUGAAGAGAGAGCGGGAGGAGGAGGAAGAGGAGGAGGGGAAGAGAUAAGUGAUCUAAAGGGGAGACGAUAGGACAAAAAAGUGAUGAUGAUGAAUACAUUGGAAAGUUUUUUGGCCCCGGCGAGGGUGUCAGAUUGAAUGGCCUGUGCGCAUGUGCGAAGGUGUCCAAACUGACAAUGCUGGUGAGAUGAAGAUAGUGUUGUUGCUGCUUCUGGGCUCACGGAGGACGACGAGAGGAAUCUACAAGCCGACAAGAUGAGAUCCAAGGCGAGGGCGAGAAAACUGGCCAAAAAUGACAGUGAGCCAGUGGACAGCAUGUACGACACAGAGGCCGACCUCCCGGGUUUAGCGGCCGGCAGCGGAGGCGGUCCCGACAGCCCAGACGACGAUGCGGAAGACGGCAUCAUCAACAUGUCCCCGCUGCCCUCACCGACCCCUUCACACCCGAACAACAACCACCACCACCACCACCACCUGCUGCACCCCCACAUCUACGCCUCCCACCACCACCACCUCCACAACAACAGCAGCAGCAGCAACGACCAGGACUUCACCACACCCAAGGAGGGCUCGCCCUACGAGGCGCCCGUCUACAUUCCCGACGACAUUCCCAUUCCCGGCGAACUGGAGCUGCGGGAGUCCUCUGUCCCCGGUGCCGGCCUGGGCAUAUGGGCCAAGACCCACAUAGGCGCCGGCGAGAGGUUCGGUUUCCACAGCGCAAAGCAUCAUGGGGCCACGGGCAAGGACGGCUCCUUCGGAUGGGAGCAGAUGAUGAAUGACCACGAAGAUGACUCUCCUGACAGCUGCAUCAAAAAGGUGGUAGACGACAUGGGCAACGUGAAGUUCGCCCUGGACACAGGCCCGGACGCCGCCAGCAACAGCUGGCUCAAGUACGUCCGCUCCGCGCCGUCGUUCGAGGAGCAGAACCUCGCCGCCUGUCAUCUCACGGGGGACCAGUUUUAUUAUAAAGCUGUCCGGGACAUUGAGGCAGGGGAGGAGCUUUUAGUGUAUAUGAAGGACGGUAUUUUCCCCGAGGGAUCCAUGGCACCCAACCUACAAGACGAGCAGAUGUACCGCUGUGAAGACUGUGAUGAGUUGUUCUCCUCGACGCUUGAGCUGCGGCGGCAUCAGAAGUACUCGUGCUCCAGUGCCGGUUCCAUCUUUGACACGCUGAGAGAGGACUUCAAGCAGGAACGAGAGGACAGCGACGAGCCCAUCCACGAGUGUAAAGACUGUGAGAAGAUCUUCCCAAAUGAGUACAGUCUGGGCCAACACAUGAUAGUCCACACAGAGGAGAGGGAAUACAAGUGUGACCAGUGCCCCAAAGCCUUCAACUGGAAGUCCAACCUCAUCCGUCACCAGAUGUCACAUGACAGCGGCAAGCGCUUUGAGUGUGAAAACUGUGAUAAGGUACAGCAUACCCGGCACGUGUUCACAGAUCCCAGCAACCUCCAGCGCCACAUCCGCUCCCAGCACGUGGGGGCACGUGCUCACACGUGUCCUGAAUGUGGCAAGACCUUUGCCACCUCGUCAGGCCUCAAGCAGCAUAAGCACAUCCACAGCAGUGUCAAACCCUUUAUCUGCCCUGAUGGGCUGCGUCUUUUUGCUCCCCCAGGCGAGGUGUGCCACAAAUCCUACACCCAGUUCUCCAACCUCUGCCGCCACAAGCGUAUGCAUGCUGACUGCCGCACCCAGAUCAAGUGCAAGGACUGUGGGCAAUUGUUCAGCACUACCUCCUCCCUCAACAAGCAUCGUCGCUUCUGUGAGGGCAAAAACCAUUACGGCUCUCCAGCAGGGAUGUUCAACCCUGGCAUCCCAAUGAGCUCCAGCCCCAUCAUGGCCAAGGCCAAGUCCCACCAUCCCCAUCUUUCAGGUCUAAACCAGUCAGGAUUAGGCUUCACUGACUACUUUCCCUCCCGACCUCACCCUCACGCAGGCUUGGCAUUCUCCACAGGACCCCAUGGCUUCCCUUCCCUCCCACAUGGUUUCCCAGGUAUCUUUCCCCCAUCACUGUAUCCACGACCACCUUUAUUACCGGCUAGUUCGUUGUUAAAGAGCCCACUGGGCGGCGGCAGUCAAGAGGUGAAGCUGCCUCAGAGUCCCUUAGAUGCACCUCCGCUGUCCUUGGUUAGCUCCACAAACAGCAAUGGGGUUAACAAUUUGAGUCAGCUGGAAGACAAAGGGAAGGAGAACAAACUAGAUUUGUCUUCUAGCGGAGAAGCCAAGCCAAAAUCUAAGAUGGCAGACAUGUCUGAUGGUAGUGACCUUGAAGACGUUAAUACCACAAGCGGGACAGAUUUGGACACCACCACUGGUACUGCUUCGGGUGAUGGUUCUGACCUGGAGAGCGAAGGAGAGAGUGAACGCGAGCGAAGUGGCAAAAGAAGGAAGCCAUCUGGCACCGUAUCAAGUCAAGAAGCCCACCAGUUAGAAGACACUAACAGUGCAUUGAUAUCAGCCAUGUCUAGUUCAGGGAACUUCUCUAUUGAUCGUCCAUUUCUUGGUUCCGCAUCAUCCCAGCACUCCUUCUUCCCUCCACCUGAUGAGCAAGCCCUCCCGCCCACCACCAAUGCCAACUCAGCCGCCACUGAUUCCAUCAAAGCUAUUGCUUCUAUCGCUGAGAAAUAUUUUGGUCCAGGCUUGAUUGGACUUCAUCAGGAGAAGAAGAUGGGUCCACUGCCCUAUCAUUCCAUGUUUCCCUUCCAGAUCCUUCCCAACUUCCACAACUCCCUCUAUCCAUUCAGUGCUGAUCGAGGCGCUCUCAAUCCUGGUAUGUUCUUCAAGGCAGAGCCCAAGUCACCUCGCGAACAGCUGCACAAGAUGGUUUCUAGCUCUCCAGCAGCUCCUGCUUCCACAGCAGAGUCACCAUUUGACCUAACCACAAAAUCCAAGGAGGCCAAGUUAACUCCACCAACCCCAGCCAACCCCUCAAACCCCAACAGUAGUACUGGCAGCAGUAGUGGACCUUUAGCAGUAUCUAGCAGUGAAGAACAGCCACUGGACCUCAGCAUUGGCAGCAGAAGCCGAGGAAGUCAUAAUGGUGUGCCACCUGAGCCGCAAAAUCGAAAGAACCACAUCUAUGGUGUUGGAAAGGGGGUCAUCAAGGAUGAAACCCCGUCUGGGUUUCCACACCCCCAUUCCCAGUCGUUGCACCAAUCCUCCAUAACCCAGCACCAGCAGUCCCAAGCACAGCCACACCAGCCUCCCCCGCUGCACUACGCCAAGCCCUCAGCAUUCUUCAUGGACCCCAUAUACAGCAGGGUGGAGAAGAGGAAGCUACUCGACCCUGUAGGAGCUCUCAAGGAGAAGUUCCUCAGGCCCUCACCCCCACUCUUCCAUCCACAGAUGUCAGCCAUGGAGAAUAUGACAGAGAAGCUGGAGAGCUUUGGUGCUCUAAAACUGGACGCACCGCCCAAUUCGCUGCAACACUCGGCCCAUCCACUGUUCAACUUUCGCUCACCACCACCGUCCCUCUCUGAGGCCAUCCUUCGCAAGGGCAAGGAGCGCUACGCCUGCAGGUACUGUGGGAAAAUCUUCCCCCGUUCAGCAAACCUCACCAGACACUUGCGAACACACACAGGGGAGCAGCCCUACAGGUGUAAAUACUGUGACCGCUCAUUCAGCAUCUCAUCCAAUCUCCAACGUCACGUCCGCAAUAUCCAUAACAAGGAGAAGCCCUUCAAGUGUCACCUGUGCAACCGCUGCUUCGGUCAGCAAACCAACCUCGACCGCCAUCUCAAGAAGCACGAGCAUGAGAACAUUCCUGUGAGCCAACAGUCCGGGAUGCUUUCCAACUUAGGAACCACCAUCUCCUCGCCAAACUCCGAGCCAGACAAUCAUGCACUUUUAGACGAGAAGGAGGACUCGUACUUCUCUGAAAUCCGCAACUUCAUUUCCAACAGUGAGAUGAACCAGGCCUCCAGCUCCACGGAUAAAAGGUCAGAGCAGCCUCACGAGGAACGCCCACCCAGCCACAGCUUGUCCAACUCCAAGCUGGGGCUGCAGGGGCUGGAGGAGGAGGAGGAGGAGGUGGAGGGCGACGACGAGGAGGAGGAGGAAGGCAGCCUGACGGAGAAGUCGCACGACGAGGCGCCCGAGUCCCCGUCCCCCGUCACGACAGGGGUGUAUGAGGAGGACGAGGAAGAGGAAGAGACGGAGGCAGCUCCACUAGCUAUGAGCUAUGAACACACUCGCAGGUGUAUAGAGGAGGAGGGCUCUCUCCUGGACCUGGAGGGUCUGCCCAGCUUUCCCAAGAGCCUGGACGGUUUACGUAAAGCGGCCAGUGAAGAGCAACCCUUUGACGUUAAAGACAUAUUUAACUCUUCACUAGAGUCUGAGGCAUUGAAAGAGACAUUGUACAGACAGGCUAAAACACAGGCUUAUGCAAUGAUGCUGUCUCUCUCCGAGAACAACACUUUGCACGCACCCUCCCAGAACUCUCUGGACGCUUGGCUGAGCAUGGGAGGUGGACCGUCUGAGACGAGCAGCUUUCACCCACUCAACCACAUCUAGGCGGGAGAGAGAGAGAGAGAGAGAGUGAGGGAGAGAGAGAGAGAGAGAGAAAGAAAGGUGGGAGGAAGAGUGGGAGGAACAUUAGUUUCGCAAAUGGAUAGAAACAAGAGACCGAGCGGACAUGAGGAGUGGGAAGACGUGGAGGCCGGAGAAGAAUUCAUUGUCACAUACAUUCAAGAUAGAGAGAGUUUGUGUGGAUAUGUGUGUGUGUGUUUCUUUGUUUCUCUGUGUGUGUGUGUUUGUGUGAGCGUGUGUGAAUGAGAGAGGAGGGGAAGACUGUCCCUAGGUUAGGGGUCUUGCAAGACUCUGUCCAAGAGAAAGCACUGCUAAGCUCCUGUUGAUGUGAAGGACGUGAUGAAUGCUUCUCGAUAGCAUUGAAACUCUGCAUUACUCUGAUCCUCUCCGAGUGCACAAGGCUCACUGCAGCAUCACAGAGGGAGGCCCCCGCGUACGGCUCCCGCAAAGACACUUAAUGACUGACAUGUCUCUAAAGUCCGUGUACACCGCCUGCUACAAACGCUGCAGCAUCAGCGCUGCAUUGGCACUGCAUGUCCACAAGGUGACACCGUUUCACCAGGAACACACAGUGGGCGUGUGCACAAUUGUCUCCAGGUUUCACCCCCCACCCACCAACCCACCCACCCAGCCCGACCACCCACCACCAAUCAUGGGUGACCCGUUGACUGAUCUUGUUUCAGUCCUAACAGCAGAAUCAACAAUAGCACCGCACUAAAUGUUACUUAAAGAACUGACGGAUCCAGUAGACUGAUGAUUUUUUUUUUGUUUUGUUUUGUUUUUUUGGAAUGAUUUUGGAGAACAACGUUCGAUUUGCAAAUGUGCUUUUUAAUGAGCUACCUGGGCCACUAGCCGUUGUAAUUGGUCACUCAAUUUGAUCUCGCGGAAAACGAAUUUAAAAUCAAAGGAAUGAGUCUUUCUCUGCUUGUUUAUUGUUUUCAUCAUUUCAUCGUUAUUCGUUUAACUUUAUUUACGUUCUUUCCUCGUAGACGCCGCAGUAUUGUUUCUCUUGUAGGCACCACAGUGCUAAAUUGUUAAUAUAAUUAUUUUAGAGAAGGACCAAAUUUGUAUGAUAUUGUCAUAUGAUGUACAAAAUAACCUAGAUGUUCAAAAGCAAGAGUGGUAUGUGCCAAAUAACCCAUAGAAAAUGUUUUGUUCUCUGACAAUCAUUUCAUUUCCAAGGGGCUUGCAUUCGCUGUCGUUUUUUUUUUUUUUUCCUUCUUAUUACGCGCUUAUAUAUUUGAUUUCAGAAGUGUGUGUAUGUAUUUAUUUUUGGUUGUCACGACUGGAGGAGUGAAAAUGAAGACGAGUCAUUUUAUCCCUCUUUUCUUGUUGCUGAAGGAUCGCCUAUCAGAGCGCGCAGGGAGAUUCAGAAUCUCUGGUCCUGAUGGGUCAGUGUGCCAAAUUGGAAAGAACCCAUGAAAUGAACUAUUUUUAUUUAUAGUGAAAGAUAGCUGUAGUUAGUUUUAGGUCCUAUUUGGCAUUGAAAUGUCCUGCAGUGUUUAGUCUUUUUUUUUUUUUUUUGUCAUUGUUUUGUUUCAAUUCAGACUGUUUUACCCAGUAGGCUGAAUGUGUCUUGUUCAAAUUGGUAUUAUUAGGGUCAGACUUGGACACAUUUCACCAAGAAUGUCAGAGUAAGGGCAUUACACUGUCACACUAUUGAAAAAAAAAACAACAAAAAAACAAGCUCCCUCUUCCCUCUGUUUGGCAUUCGACACAUGGACUGUAAUCUAUGAAUAUCCUUUUUUUUAAAAAAAAAAAAAAAACUUCAAACACAUGGUCACAUUUGCAUGAACAUGACAGAAUCGCUGCAAGAAGAAUAAAGGCGAGGACUCCUGAAACCAAAAGAAGAGAGCUAACUAAACCCCAGGUAGUAUUAAAAUGGACAUCAAUUAUUCUGCUGGUUGGUCCCCAUCUACAGAAAAAAAAAAAGAAAAGUCUAGUUGAUUCUGGACAGAGGCAAACAGGAAUAUUUGAUGGUUUCUCGACUUUAAACUCCCUCUUCUGAGAUCUUACUGAAAACUCAUUCCAUGCGGUCUGACUGCGCCGUGAAGGGCAUGACGAAUUUACUGUAGAUAGCUGCAGGAGGCAGGGGGGGCGAGCACUGUUGAUCACUGCUCCUCCCAUCAUUCUGGGGCUUUCAGAGCUACGCCUGAUGCUGUAUUCUCAAACUAGCACUUAAAAACACAUCGGUCCGAGCCGGUAAGUCCAUCAGGCUCGGGUCUCUCUCUCUCUCUCUCUCUCUCUAUACAUAUAUACACCUUAGAUCACCGAUACAGUUUUUCAGACUCACGUUCAACCGAUGGGCAAGUUGUGCUCGACACAGACGGAAAAGAAUUAACAGAAGCACUGUAAUUUUUUCUUCACGACAGCAGGUGGUAGUGCGACGCCGGGACUGCUGCAUCAUCUCAUUUUUUCUAAUUUUAUAAUUCUACUGAAUGAGAUUCCAUUCAUGGUAAACACAACUCGUGGUUACAAAACGUUAAAGACUUGGGGCACUAAGUUUUUAGGUUAACUAUGUGUAGUAAUUCAUGUCAUGGACUACUGUAAUAAGUACGCGCUGUGUAAAGCAAAGGAACUGAAGGCAUUGAAGUAUUCCAUUAAGCCAUCUUCAGAAAGUGUUCUGGCAGAUGGUCACUGAAAUAUGUUUCAGCAUAAGAGAACGUGGUUGCUGUUUGCCCCCCGCUGUUACAGGAGAAAGUAAAAAAAAAUAUAUAUAUACAUUGUUUCUUUUUAACUGUAUAGUAUUUUAAAGAAUGAAAAACAAUGGUGCAUUUGUCUGAAGAAAAAAAAAUCAUUGAAAAAUAUGGGUUUAAAUGGAUGGUGCUUGUUUUGUUUAAAUCUGAGUUGUAUAUCGCCUCUGUUAUGUUUAUUGAAAACAAACAAAAAAAAAAGUUAUUGUGCAUGACGUGUUUAGCAGUCAUAAUGAUGUCCAUUUGUGAAAUGUGUAUCAAAUCAAAAAAUGAGUAAAAAAAAAAGAAAAGAAAAGUGGUAAAAAAAAAUAAAUAAAUAAAAUAAAAUAAAUAAUGAAUCCGUAGAUGCACUUAUUGUACAUGUGGUUUAGGUUAGUAGGUUUGACUUCAAGUUCUGACUGCCUUACAGGUGUCUGGGCAGGCGGUUCUGAAACACAUAGAAAAGACUCGUGGGAGAAGACAUAAUGAAAAACAAUAAAGGAUUGUAGAAUAAUAUUGAACAAUUCUGAAAUUGCAGUUCUUUUGAUGCUUGUGAUUAUUGCAGAUGUACUUUAGAGAAAUUUCAUUGAAAAGAUAUGACUCUGAUGUUAAUUCUGUAGAAUAGCAAUGUAUACCAAAUGUAAUCUUUCCAAUGCUAUGAAGAAUUUAUACAUGAAAUUGAUAUGCAAUAAAACCUGUGUGCUUUUUAA